GUUAGAUGAUUUAGCACAACAUGCGUGCGCAUAUAUAUGUACAUACAUAAAUACCCAAAAUUAUGUUAUCAACAAAUUAACUGCUGAUAUGCAUCAACUGGCAAUUAAUGAUUGGUUGACACCAUCGCUGGCAGAAAGGUCGUUGAAUUUUAUGCGUCAUAUCAGCGCAAGUAAACUGGGGCAACGUUUAUUUUAGUCACUGAAACAAGUUCAAGCUGAACAUAACGCGAAAAUACGUACAGGUAUACAUACAUACAUCAUUACUAAAAUCACGCAACCCCACUACAAUUGUGGAUGCUUGGGGGCCAAGAAUUUCGCACAGCGACACCAAAUCAAAACAGAUUUUGAUAAACGACAUGUAAAUGUUGAGACCAACGAAUAAAUCAUCAUACAUUCGUGUUGGUGAAGGAAGAAAUGCAGCGUCGAGGCAUCGAUUUUGCCGCUAUUGAGGCAUCCGCUGAGGCCUAUGAAGUUAUUGAUACAUUUGCUGUACAGCGUAGAUCCAUUGCAGGCAGUGAUGGAGCGGAUGGUGGACAGCGUGGUUAUGAGAUGGUGGAUAAUUUUGAUGACAUCGAAGUGCUUAGCGGCGAUGAAAUUGAUAAAAAUAACAAAUAGACGACAAAUGGAUCGCCUGGUGGCUUUGAUGGAACAGAAUCGUGAGAUUGCAAGAGGCAAGCUACCCUGCGGGUCAAGUCGCCAGGAUGUCAAGGAGACUUGGGAGCAAUUCGCUGUUGAAUUGAAUAACCUUGGGCCACCCACAAGAACGGCACCAGAAUGGCAACGGGUCUGGAUUCACUGCAAAGCCAAGUUAAAAAGAAAGUUGUCAAUCGGCGGUGGACCAUCCCAAGUAAAUUUGACAGCUACAGAGGAAAGAGUGCAUGAGCUGACUCGCGUCAAUCCUUUCGAGAGUGCGUUUAGUUUAGAUGUUGCUAAUGACGCUUAUGAAGACACCUCAACAAAUUCAGUUGUUGAGUCACCAAUAAUAAAAAUAACAAACAAAGAGCAAUUUGACCUCCUGGUGGCUUUGAUGGAACAGAAUCUCGAUAUUGCAAGAGGCAAGCGACCCUAUGGGUCAAGUCGCCAGGAUGUCAAGGAGACUUGGGAGCAAUUCGCUGUUCAAUUAAAUAACCUUGGGCCACCCACAAGAACGGGGCCAGAAUGGCUACGAGUUUGGAUUCACCACAAGGCCAAGUUAAAAAGAAAGUUGGCAACCGGUGGUGGGCCAUCGCAAGAAGUAAGAAGAGUGUAUGAGUUGACUCAUGUCGAUCCUUUCGAGAGUGUGUUUGGUUUCGAAGUUGCUAAUGGUACUCAUGAAAGCAACUCUGUAAAUUCAGAUAUUGAGUCGCCAGUUGUUGAAGUUGCAACGCCCUCUCCCAAGCAAGAAAGCCCCGAUAUGGGAGAAGCAAAACUGGUUUUGCUUGAAAAGCAGGCAGAAACACAAAAUGAAAUUCUCCAAACCCUGAAACAAAUUGAAAACAUAAAAUACAAAGAGUAUCUGUUAAAGAAACAAAAACUGGAAGUUAUUGAAAAAAGUGAAGAGAGGAAAAGUGUCCUUAGAGAACUAAAGAUAAAAAUAGCGCAAGCAAAACUAAAAAAGCUCGAGGAAUGAGUGUAAAUAUAUUUACUUUUUAGCAGCGUGAAAACUGAAUAUUUUUUUAGUGAUCAUGCAUGAUACAAUUUACCAUGUACCAUGGUGAUCAUGGUGAAAGUAUAACAGGUGAAAUAAUUAUUUGAAAAUUUUACUAUAAGGACGCCGAAUGUCAGAAAAUGAAGCAAGAAAUCUGUUUUAUCACUUCACGUGUUCAUUGCGCCA
Messenger RNA from Rhagoletis zephyria (snowberry fruit fly), 1813 nucleotides. RefSeq lists its product as uncharacterized. The record is from RefSeq and is a predicted model, not a curated record. Lineage: Eukaryota; Metazoa; Arthropoda; Insecta; Diptera; Tephritidae.